AUGAUCCUCAGGCCGCUGCUCUUCCUGCUCUACUUGGGUUACGUUGUUGUGCUUCUCCAACGCAUCGGAAAUCGCUUCUUCCCCGGUCUCCGCGGUCCAAGAUGGUGGGAGCAGACACUCCAGUUUUUCGGCCGCCUCCCGCUCCUCUGGCGACAGCGGCUUCAGCGCUUCUCUAGUGCCUUCGAGCGCGUCUCAUUUACAUGCCACAUUGCGCUGGUAAGCUACCUUUUCGUUUUCUUUGUCUCCAGCAAUCCAUGCAUGCUUCGGGGCUUCUACAGAGAUCCUCCUCGAAACGAACUGUACACCCACAAUGAGGUGCGUACCAACACGCCUACAGCGCCGUCCUUAACGUCGCCUGCGCACGACCCCCGCCUGCUGAGUCCUUUUCCCCCACGUUCCGCCCUCACCGCCGCCUUCUUCUGCGGCCGCCCCACCGCCAGCAGCUACGACGGCUACGCAGGGGCGGCACACGCCGCCUACAUCCACCACGACAUGGACCACGACCGCUUCGUCGUGCGCACCUUCGGCCGCGGCGGCACCCGCGUGGAUCUGCGGCGGCGCACCGGCAUCGGCCGCAGCACCUACGAGGUGUUCUGCGGGGCGUCCGUGCAUGCGCAGACGCGCACCCCGCUCGCGCCGUCGCAGCACUACAGUGGGGAGGACAACUGGCUCAACAAUCCGUUGUUGUCAGCCGGCACCUCUAGUAACGAUCACCACCGUUUAAACGUUGACUUCGCGGUGAAGAAGUUGGCGGUGCCACAUGCGUCGCCGGAGGCGGCAGAUCCCUUUGACGCGGACUUCACCAAGGCGGACCAAGGCCUGCGCACGCACUACCGCCGCUACAGCCGCGACGAGGUGCUGGCGAAGAACCGCCACAUGGACUUCAUCUACUCCUACGUGAACGGCAGCGACGUCACACGCCUGUUUUUGAAGCCCUUUGCGCGGGAGUCAGAGUGCUCGAUGCGAAUCGCGGCUGUGAAACUGCUGUGGGCUGAGCUCCAGCGCAACACGAGGGCGGCGGUGGUGACGGAAGGUGAAUUCAGCAGUCGGAUGACGGCGUUGCUGUUUGCCGCGCCGACUGGAGCGUGCUCUGUGGAGAAGAUUCUGUCUUCCUCGUGGACAACCUACGCUGCGCUGUUCCAGUUUCGUAGCUCCCUGGUGCACGCAGUCGCGAGAGCCUUGCAGCGCAACGAGACUCCCCAUCGCACCUUCACCAAUGCGGACCUGCUCGCAACUCUGGAGUCGGUGUUUGGCACUCAACUGGCUGACGACAUCGACGCGGACAGCGAUGAGCUGCGGCACAGCAUGCGUGGGCUGCUGCAGCACACCCGCGACUGGCACCGCGGCCGGCUCUCUGUCGUGACGCCCUACGCCAACGUGCCGCAGUGGCUCAACCAGAGCAAAGGCUUCUUCUUGCGGUCCCUGCUGGCGGACCUCCACGCCCAGGGCGGCGCCGGUGACGACGGCCCGCUGGGCACCGCGGACGUGGCCUACGUGCGGGAGGCGCACACCGCCCAGCUGCACUACACGCGGGUGCACGUGGUGGACCAACGCGCGCUGAUGCCGCCGGCGCCGCUGACCACGGUGAACAGCUUCGUGAUUGAGCCCUUCAUCUACCGCCUGCGCAACAUCUCCGCCGUCUUCACGUUCCUCAACGACGACUAUCUGAUCAUGCGCGACGUGGACGUGGCGGAGUUUGUGAACGCGUACGGUGGGCCGGUGCUGCGGAUUGAGCACGUUGUGGCGGCAUCUAUGUUGCAUAAACUCCCUCGCGGGGAGUUCUGGUCUGGCCUGGCGUACAACUUUUUGCUCCUGAACCGCGACCUCGACCGUCUCCCGGCGGAUCACGACGAGUUCAUCCAACCCACUGUUUUUGCCGCCUCGAAACAUCAGGAUGGAUCGAAGUCGAACGAACUGAGGAGGGGUGUUCUGCGCACCGACUGGGCGGCCUUUACUGCCGCGGUGGAGGUGCGAGUUGGAGAGCACUGUAGGCUCGAUGACGUUUCACGGUGCGCCGCACAGCAGACAAGCAGCCCCUUUGCUUCGUGGCUGGCGUGCGCUGACGGUGACGCUCGUGGCCAACAGUCGUGCCGGUUACCACGCGUCUCGAGGAGGGAAGGUCGCAGCUGGACGGUAGACGCUGCUGGCACGUUUGCGCGAGAGCGGCGACCACCGUCUCAGCUUUACUGGCGAGGUGCAGUUCAGCUUCCCUCCCUCGCACGUUGGGGCGACAGAGUGGUGGAGCGCGUUGUGGACGACGUGAUUGAGCAGCAGCCGUUUAUUCCCGCGUCCCAGCCGGUGGAUGUCGCAGCCGCCCCAACCGUUGAAACACCAGUGGAUCGCGACAAUGCCAUAAUGACGAGUGUGAAUGCGGUUCGCCUCACCCUGGAGGAGCUUCGCAGCUCGACGGUCACUGCUAGAGAUGUGCCACCGCCAGACUUGCGUGCGCACGUGGAGCGUUUUGCGGAGAUCCUGAUGAGCAGCGAGUUGCCGCGCGACAAGAUGCGGCGCACGCCUCCUCGCCUGCGCAAGUACCGCCUGCGGCUCGACAGCCACGCGCCGUACGUGCAGUGCCGCAACAUGUGGAAGUACAUUCACACGCGCUACGCACCCGACCUCAAUGAGAACAUGCUGCUCUCGACCAGCCGCGCGGUGACAGACUUCCUGCCGCCGUCGACGCACACGGCGCACCUGCUGCGGCAUCCAUGGGCGGGCUCCAGUCAGUACAUCCCGUACUUGAUGGCGAAGGAGGCGUGGCGGCUGCAGGCGGCGGGCGAGGAGGCGCCGCGGUCCGCGAACGAGCCGCCGCUGUUCCCGGUGGUGGACGUGGCGCUGGACAACGAGGACGGCUGCGCGCCGGCCACGUACGUUGGAGAUGCGCUUGGGGAUCAGCGGUACAACCAUUUUACCGACAAGGAGCGAGAAAACAACGCCACCAAAGCAGCCAUUCGGGGCUAUGUGGACAAAGUUGCGUUUACCAACAUCAACUCCAAGUUCACCAAGCCGGAGGUUGGCGUGGUGCUGCGCAACUUCCUGGAGGAGCUCUUCCCCACGCCGAUGCUGCUGGAAAACGGCUGGCAGAACGGCACGGACGAGCCGCGCGUGCUGCUCGACGUGGACGGCGGCAACCGCACCGUCAGCGAUCCCGCGUACACCCUCCACCACCUCCGUACCGCCUUCCACCGGCUGAUGCGGCUGCCGCUGAUUCUGGUGAGCAACGACGAGGAGGGCUUCUGCCCGCUGCUGCGCAGCCUGCGCCACGCGAUGCCGGCCUUCCGGGGACUGCGCGUGGUGCAGGUGCUGGUGCCGCCGGCGGACGGCCGCAGCCUGUACGCGGCGCGCGCGGCGCAGCGGCACGCCUACCGCAACUUCCUGCCGGUGACGCGCUGCACGUUGCCGCCGGGCCGGCUGACGCGCGUGACGCUGCCGGCGCACAGCAGCACGGCGGACGCCAUCGUGGCGGGGCUGCGCAGCGCGCGCGAGGGGCUGGAGGCGGAGGACUGGGCGGCGCCUGCGCUGGUGGCGCUGCGCGGGCGGC
Molecule: messenger RNA, 3538 nt
Organism: Leptomonas pyrrhocoris
Lineage: Eukaryota; Euglenozoa; Kinetoplastea; Trypanosomatida; Trypanosomatidae
Product: unspecified product
Exons: 1
Cellular component (GO): Golgi apparatus
Source: RefSeq, a predicted model, not a curated record